CGCCGCCAGGAUCACCCCGAGACCGGAAGUUGUUUCUCCGGCGGCCGGGGAGAAACCGGAAGUGGCGAGAACGGCUGUUGCCCGGGGACCCCGAGAAGAGAGUCGCGGAGCCGCUUGCAGGCACCUGAUUUGUUGCAGAGAUUUGUGGCUGCCUUUCUCUUUGGGAUCUGAAGAGCAAUGGGGAACACGAGCAGUGAGCGGGCCGGUGUGGAGCGUCAAGGGAGCCACAAGACACCUCGGAGAGAUAGCGGAGGAACAAAGGAUGGAGACCGGCCGAAGAUCUUGAUGGACAGCCCUGAAGACGCCGACAUGUUCCACGCCGAGGAAAUAAAGCUUGGCAAGGAAAAAGAAGAAUUCCUGGCCUGGCAGCAUGACGUCGAGGUGAACGAUAAGGCUCCUACACAAGCUCGGCCAACCGUUUUUCGCUGGACCGGAGGAGGCAAAGAGGUCUUUCUGUCUGGCUCUUUUAACAACUGGAGCAAACUUCCCCUGACACGGAGCCACAAUAACUUUGUAGCAAUUCUCGAUCUCCCAGAAGGCGAACACCAAUACAAGUUUUAUGUGGAUGGCCAAUGGACACAUGAUCCUGCAGAGCCUGUAGUAACCAGCCAGCUGGGGACUGUCAACAACGUCAUCCAGGUGAAGAAAACAGACUUUGAAGUAUUUGAUGCUUUAAUGGUGGACUCCCAAAAGUCCUCAGAUGUAUCUGAGCUGUCAAGUUCACCCCCCGGACCCUACCACCAGGAACCCUACAUCUGUAAGCCUGAAGAGCGCUUCAAGUCCCCCCCUAUUCUUCCUCCGCACCUCCUGCAGGUUAUCCUAAACAAAGACACUGGGAUUUCGUGCGAUCCUGCCCUGCUUCCCGAGCCGAAUCACGUCAUGCUGAAUCACCUCUAUGCCCUUUCCAUCAAGGACGGGGUCAUGGUGCUCAGCGCUACCCACCGUUACAAGAAGAAAUAUGUCACUACGCUGCUGUAUAAGCCCAUAUGAAAGCAGAGCUGGGUGCCCGGGCCGAUGGAGAAGCGGAGGGAACAAACGAGAAGCGUAUGCUCUUUGAAACAGUAGCGGACUUGCUGUCGAAUCAUAACGCAUAUUUAUAUAUAUAUAUCUUUAUAUUUUUUAAAAGAGCCCAAAUUUGCCUUUCUCUCUUUCUCUCCCUCCUGCUCUGAAUGUUCUUUAGGCCCACAAGCAGGUACCCACUUGUGCUGCCAAUCAAGGCCGUGGGUUUUUGAGGGGGUUCGUUGCCCUGUAAUAUUGCGGGGGGGGGGGGAUCUAUGAAGACGCACAAGCUGCCAAGGGCAUUUAGUUUGCAGAGUUAAGACAAACAAAUUUUUGAACUGGGCACUCAGAAUGAAUGGACACCUUCAAUCGUCCAAAGUCCCCAAAGUGGCUUUCCUUUUUUCGUACAGCAAUAUGUGUAAGAGAAGGUGUUUUCCUUCUGUAGCAAUCUGGGCAUACCCUUAUAAAUAACUUUUUAUUUUUUGUUCUCGUCCGUCCCUGCCCUCCCCGCUAGUCACCUUUUGUAACCUGGGCGCGACUUGCCAGGUUUCAGAUGACUGGCAAAGGCAGCCAGCUUUGGUUACUUUCCAGCAGAAAAUGCUUGGCACACCUUUCAGUUUACUGCAGCUGGACUGAUGGCUUUAGGUUGGUGGUUUCACUGUCCAGUGGGCAGCGGGAUAUUACGAAGAGGCUAGAAGAGUCGGACGCUGCUGUGAAGCUUCGGGACCAACCCUUUCUGGGUCCUAUGAGCCUCCUUCCCCCCCCCCAACUUCUUGGAUAGUUUGCUCAGAAAUGUGGCUCCUUCCUUUCCAAAGAUUAGAACUCCCAAGCAAUAUUGCUGCCCUGCUCCAGGGUUGCGAGGGAGGUGGGCUUUGCACCCCAGGCCUUCACAUGUCUCUACGCUAAGGAAUCAGGAUGCUUCUCCUCUUAAACAGCUGUAGCCUCCCCUUGUUUGUGGAAGGAGGCUCGUCAAGGGGCUAUGCCUCCCAUAAAAGAUAAGCUGCCUGCUUGUCCCUCCCCCCCACAAAAAAGGCCAAUUAAUGUGUUGUCUGUCACACCGAGGUGCACACACUCCCUAGCCUGCUGUGGCACCAGCUUGUGCCUUCUUAGCCAAGCGAGCCCUGUGUGGUUUUCCCCCUUCUGAUUCCUUACCAAUCUUUUGAGGCCACCAGGCAGUUUUAUUGCUUUGAGUAGCUGAAACUGAUGUAUAGGUAUAGGUAGAACAGGCGCUCUAGAACAGGGGCUGGCUAACCUGUGGCUCCUCCAGGUGUCAUUGGGCUGCGACCACCUUCCUCCCUAACCUCGUCUGACCAGCUGUUUGGGACAGAUGGGAGCUGGGCGGCUCCAAGCUCCCAUCCCUGCUCUAGACCGCUGUUGAGGACAGUAUUUCACGUCUGCUUUUUUUAAAAAAAAAUCUGUUUGCUGUUUUAUUGGUUCUCUUCAGAAAUCAGUUUUUUUAAAAGAAAAUAAAAUCAGUUUACAUAAUGAAGAGUGAGCAUUUCCUCUGCACCUUUCUCGAAAGGAACACAGGUUAAUUUCCCGACAUUAGGGCAAAGGUUGCAACCCAUACUGUCACCUGUGACCUGUUGCAAUAUGUGAGAGGAACAUGCCCUUUGGGUAGGGCAAGACAAAGGUCGGGGGGGGGGUUAUAUGGUCGGGUUUACAGAGUGCUGGAGGUCAACAAAAUGAUUGUCUCGCAGUGGAGCUAAAUUAGCUACAUUACAGGAAAAUGUAAUGGUCACUAUAUAGUAGCCUCUCAACCUGUGAUCCCUCUUGUUCCAGGAUGGUUAAGUUAUUUCAGCCUGAGGGCCACACGCCAGUGGUAGGUGGGGCCAGAGGCAAAAAUUGGGUGGACAAAUGUAAAUGCAACAAAUGUAAAUGCUACCUUUGUACAGUAGGCUAGUCUCUACUCAAACAGCCCUCUCUAAUCUCCAUCAACCAAGGGAGAGACAUUAUCAGCGUUCAAGGACAAACUGGAGGGCAAACUGGAUAGGUCUGGAGGGCUGUAUUUGGCUCCCGUCUGAGGUUCCCCACCCUCUGCUCUAGUUAUUUUCACUAUGAUGAGGAAGAUGAGCUAAUCAAAAAGAUCAGACUCUGGGAGCAGGCAGGCAAAGAAGCAAAUGUCCAGAGUCAUGCAGAUUAGGGCAAAACAAAUUCCUAACUACACAUAUGUGCUUGUAGUGACUAACCAAGAAGAGAGUUCUGGAGGCUAUAACAGAUAGCUUGGUGGAAAUGUCAACUCUGCGUGGGGCAGGGUUUUUUUGUUUUUUUUGGGGGGGAGUGUAAACUCCAUCUAGGUAUUGCUAGAGAAAGGGUGGAAAAAAUAAGACCGCCACUAUCAUUAUGCUGUUGUACAAAAACAAUGGUGUGAGCAGUUGGGAUACCAUAGCAGAAAGACACACAGUGGCGGGAAAGGUUAUGGCAUUUGAAGAGUUUCAGUUUAACAAAAAGAAAAAAGGAAGGCAGGUUGAUAUUAUAGAUGUUUAAAACUGUGUAUGGUACAUCGAAAAUGGAGAGAAGCUUUUUUCCUGUAUUCGUAACUCUAGAAGCUGAAGGGUCAUUCAAGGAAGCUAAAAGAGGGUGGGGGGGAUUCAGGACACAAAACAACUUCUUCCCACAGCACAUUUAACUAUUUCUCCCCGCAGAAACUUUAAAAGAAGUUUAGAAUUAUUCAUGGAGAAGGGUAUAGAUAGCGACUAGCCACAAGAGCUGCCUCCAGGAUGAGGCAGGAUGCUUUUGCCUUUAUGCCCUGGCUUUUAUGUUUCUCACAGGACAUUCAGUUGGUCACAGUGGGAAACUGGAUCUGAGACUAGAUGCCGUCCAAGCCAAGCAGCUCUUAGGCUCUGACAUCUCUAAAACUGCUAGGCUUAUGAGCCUAGCAGUUACUGGGACAUUUAGAACAUCAAAAAAGCCUUGCUGGAUGAGGCCAGCGGUCUGUCAAGUCCAACAUCCAGUUCUCUGGCUGCGAAGUCCACAAGCGAGACCUGGAAGACAACACAGCAACCUCUCCCCACUUGUGAUUUCCUGUAACUAGCAUUCAGAAGCAUGCUAACUCUUGACAUAUCUGUUAUGGCUCAUGUAACUAUGGCAAAUCCUCCUCGAAUUUG
Molecule: messenger RNA, 4106 nt
Organism: Podarcis muralis (Common wall lizard)
Lineage: Eukaryota; Metazoa; Chordata; Lepidosauria; Squamata; Lacertidae
Source: RefSeq, a predicted model, not a curated record